Messenger RNA from Fonticula alba, 990 nucleotides. RefSeq lists its product as hypothetical. Lineage: Eukaryota; Rotosphaerida; Fonticulaceae. The transcript has a single exon. The coding region runs from base 1 to 990 and encodes 329 amino acids. The record is from RefSeq and is a predicted model, not a curated record.
AUGGUCUCCCCCGACAAGCAGGGGCCACCGGAUGAGCCGCCGCCCGGACCGCCACGGCCGUCCCUGCGGUCGCCCCGACCACCAGCGCGAUCGCCACGGCCGUCCUCGAAAGUCCUGCGACCGUCUUCGAAGGCGCUCACAGACCCGCCGGGCACGCCGAUCAGCUCGAGCAACCAGCCUCUCCACACGCCGUCCAGUCGUUCGCGAUCUAAACGCCGGCGCGUUCCGACACAGCCCGUGCGCUUGAGCUCGGCCUUGGCUCGCGCGGUGGCAGCCUCGCCGGAUUGCCAGGCACCGAAUGUGCUGGCCGAGGUCCUUUGGCACGCGGAAACCCAAGUGGGGAUACGUGGUGUGGGCCCCGGGCCAAGCAUCGAGGCGGUGCUCUUCGAAGAGCAGCCCCCCCCGGGGGGCCCUCACCCGCGGCCCGAUCCCAAGGCCGCCGAGGAGGUCUCAUUUCGGGCCUCCUCGCGUUCGCCCUCUCCAGCCAUGCCGCCCCUGCGGAAUCCCCCACGGCCACUUUUCUGUGCGGAUCUUGUGUGGCUAUUCCCGGAAUCGACCUCCAACAUGCAGCCCUCGGCCGGGUCGGACCCAUUGCGUGCCUUCCGCAAAACGAUCACCGGCGACUCGUGUCUGGUCCAUGUCCAGGGGAUGAUGAUGCCGAUUGGCUGCGAUUGGGAUGACCGAUACCCGGCGGUGGUGCAUCUCUUCCAGCCUCCCGCCUUUCAAGCUGGCUCGGCGAAGGACGACCAGGGGACGAUGUCCCGGCAUGUGCGCUUCCGCGUGGACGAUGGCACGGCCUCGAUCAUCUGCGUGGCCAGUGUCCCGGUCCUGACGCUGGAUAGUGACAGGGUCAAGGCCAUGAGUGUGUUUGAUGACCUCCUGGCCCAGGCGUUGGUUCGCCCUUGGCGCUCGGUAUCGGUCAUUGGCCUGGCCCGGUGGUCUAUCGCCUUGCGGCAGUGCGUCAUUUAUGUCAUGGGCUUCGGUACGUGA